Molecule: messenger RNA, 819 nt
Organism: Penicillium macrosclerotiorum
Lineage: Eukaryota; Fungi; Ascomycota; Eurotiomycetes; Eurotiales; Aspergillaceae
Product: SAP18 family protein
Exons: 1
Coding region: 1-819 (272 amino acids)
Biological process (GO): negative regulation of DNA-templated transcription
Cellular component (GO): nucleus
Molecular function (GO): transcription factor binding; transcription corepressor activity
Source: RefSeq, a predicted model, not a curated record
AUGGCCGCCCCGUCGCGCGAAGGCUCCAAGCCCUCCGUCAAUCGACAGACAACCACCCCCUUUCACCUCAAACUCUUCUACCGCGUCAAUAACUUCCACCACCUUUCCGACUACAAUAUUUCGGGGCCAUCGCGGCGCGGUGGCCCCGUCAGUGGCCCGAAUGCAAUCCGCGCUGCCUCCCCUCCACCAGCUACCGCAAUACUUCCUCCACACCUCGAGAUCUACACAUGGCAAUCGUGCACGCUACGCGAACUCUCACAGCUUCUCACAUCUGCUCUUCCCUCGUUACUGCCCGACCCUCCUGUGGGAACCCGCCUUUCCUUUCGUUUGAUCUAUCCGGAUGCGCGAGCUGCCGCAAUGAUGGGCCCGGAUGCGCGAGGUCGAUACUUGAGCAAGGACCUGGGCAGUGUGAUUGUCGGUCCCAGAGACAGUCCCUACCGGGGCGAAGAGGAUGCAGAUGAUCAGGCGGAGGCACGACCUCGUGCUGGCACGCUUCGAUUCCAAGGCUCCGACGCCGAUAAAGCCUUACAAGAUGCUCGUUUUAUCAUUGGAGACUAUGUUGAAUGUGCCAUCCUCCCUCCUCUUGAAGAUGGAUCGGUCGCGCCCCCUCUUCGUGGUGCCGCUGGCCCGCCUCCAAUGGGAAGCGGAAUGCGAGCAUUCCGGGAGAACGGGUUCGGUGGCCGAGGCGGUCGUGGAAGCUAUCGUGGCGGUGAUCGCGGUGGGCCUCCUUCUCUUCCCCAAGGAGAUUGGAAACGAGGCGAAAGACUUCCGGAGGGCGGAGGCCGAGGGAGUGGUCGUCGAGGAUGGGCACCUUAUUGA